AUGGAGAAAUUUUAUAAUUCAAACAAUGAAUCAAAUCGUCUACGAUUUCGUAUUCUUGCUAUACUUGCUAUUAUAUUAUUUCUUAUUGGUUUAGCAUCAUUAAUUUUGUCUGUUAUUGAUUUAUUUCAAGGAAAACCAAGUGUUUAUAAUUAUAAUGAAUCUGAAGGUGGAUUAAAAAUUGAAAAUCCACUUUGGCCAUCAUCUGGUAAAGGCUUUUGGGUUGGUCUCGUUUUAAUGGCUACAGGUCUCGUAGGUAUAUUAUCAUCACGUGAAUGUACUCGAUCAUCAAUUAUUGGAUUUACAGCACUUUCAAUUGUGUCAACUAUUCUUUCAUUUUAUAUGAUGAUAACAUGUAUUAUUCCUGUUCAAUAUGAUAUGAAAUAUUCUAAUGAUAAUACACCAAAUUGGCAAUCAAAUGAACUUAUUCUUAAUUCAUUAUUAAUUGCUGCUGGUGCAUUUGGUUCAAUUGUUGGUACAAUAACAUCUAUUUUUGGUUGUAUUUAUGCUAGUUGUUGUGUAGAUCAACGUGAUGAAUAUGUGUAUAGUCCCGAUGCAAAACAGAUUAUGCCAGGAACACCAUCAUCAAUAAGAUAUCCACCAGUAGAUGCAUCACGUAUGGGUUAUACUUAUCAACAACCAACUUUUCGAAUGCCUAUGUAA
Messenger RNA from Rotaria sordida, 660 nucleotides. The record is from the annotation of a GenBank genome assembly. Lineage: Eukaryota; Metazoa; Rotifera; Eurotatoria; Philodinida; Philodinidae.